AUAUCAAGUGUGCAUUUAGUAUGGUGAGAAAAUAAACUACUGAUUACUGAUUACAAGGCAACACAUAUCAACUGCUUAUAAUUUUCUUACUGAUCUGAUGCCGUAUAAUGUUCCCACUGUUAUUGAGGGCUUGCCGACAUUUUCUCAGUUUUGGAGAUGACUCAACAAUCGUUUCCAUAUUAUGGAGGAUAACUUCAACUACAUUGUGUCAAAACAUGAUGAUAUGGAAAAUAUCAGUCUCGUCACUUUUCUCUCGUGGAAGAAUAUCAAAGGCAAUACAUCUGUCCCGGCGGUCUGUGGAUGCAGUACCGUAUUCUCGUGAGCUGUGGACUGAUUAUCUCACCACUCUGAAAACAUACGCGAAACCUGAAGAUUUUAUUCCGGAAAAGAUUCGAUGUUCAUCAUGGUUACAGAUGGAUGCAGGAUGUCUUCUGCCCAAAACUCCUUAAGUUAAUUUCUUGCAAUAAAAAGCUAUAUCUUCGAUUCAUAUUCUGCAGUACCCGUUCUCUCAACUUGCAGUAAGUACUGUUUAAUACUGCAGUAGGUUCCGUUCUACAACAAACAUGAACUGUUAUUUUCGCAUCUCGGCUCCUUCAUGGGCUUCGCAGAUGCCAAUUAAUAUUGUUUUGUUUUAUGCAGUACUUGGUGUAUUGUAGGACUACUUGCUUAGUUUAAGUGUAACCUUAACGAAUU
This is a messenger RNA of Styela clava, 693 nucleotides long. The record is from RefSeq and is a predicted model, not a curated record. Lineage: Eukaryota; Metazoa; Chordata; Ascidiacea; Stolidobranchia; Styelidae.